UGCUGGCAAGAGCAAGGUCUUGCUUGCUCGCUUCGCUCUCUUUGCAAAAAGAGGGGAGGCGUGCAUUUAAAGGAAAAGCCACAUCAAGGCUGGGGUUCAAGGGGAAAUUUUGGAGGGGAGCCAGGAGGGUGCCCCCACAUUUCCCUCCCUGGGGGGCCAUGUGGCCCACCUUGCAGGGCUGUCUGAGGAUUGCAAGAAGCAGCUCCAAAACCUCCAGGUUGUUUUGCAGGGGGCACAGCCAGGCUGUCGAGAGGGGCACCAUCUUUGCAUUGUCUUCAGGCCAUGGAAAGUGUGGCGUGGCGGUGAUUCGAACCAGUGGCCCAGCCAGCAGCUUUGCCUUGUUGCAACUGACGGGGGCAAAGGAACCUCUGCCUCCAAGAACAGCCACUUUGCGAAGGAUCCGCCAUCCCGAUUCGGCCGAAACGCUGGACCAUGGUCUCGUCCUGUGGUUCCCAGGUCCGGGCAGUUUCACGGGUGAAGAUGUGGCUGAGUACCACGUUCACGGCGGUCCAGCUGUGGUCAGCGGAGUCCUGAAUGCCUUGGGUUGCCUCCCUCACCUGCGUCUUGCCGAACCUGGAGAAUUCACAAAACGGGCCUUCCAAAACGGCAAACUGGACCUGACGGCGGCGGAGGGUUUGGGGGAUUUGAUCCACGCUGAGACUGAAGGCCAGCGGCGGCAAGCUUUGCGCCAGAUGGAGGGGGAACUGGCGACACUUUAUCAGCGCUGGAGCAACACUCUCACCAAGGUGUCUGCCCCAAGAAAACUUAAGGAUGGCUCUUUCACCCGGUUGCAGGCUCUGGCCCACAUUGAGGCGUACAUUGACUUCAGUGAAGACGACAACAUCGAAAGUGGGGUUCUUCUUCAAGUGGAAGAGGCAGUGGAGUUGUUGGCCAAAGAGUUGGCGGUACACUUGCAAGAUGGACGCCGCGGGGAGCGCCUGCGCGACGGGAUCCACGUUGUGAUUGCCGGGCCCACCAACGCUGGCAAGAGCAGCCUUCUCAACCAGCUAUGUGAGGAAGGGAACUCCCAGAGGGCCAGAAGCCGCAGCCAUUGUUUCACCUAUGGCAGGGACAACCCGGGAUGUGGUGGAUGGCCACAUUGA
This is a messenger RNA of Sceloporus undulatus (fence lizard), 1103 nucleotides long. RefSeq names its product tRNA modification GTPase GTPBP3, mitochondrial-like. Gene Ontology annotation, biological process: tRNA methylation; tRNA wobble uridine modification. The coding region runs from base 159 to 1103 and encodes 314 amino acids. NCBI's taxonomy places the organism in Eukaryota, Metazoa, Chordata, Lepidosauria, Squamata, Phrynosomatidae. The transcript is spliced from 7 exons. Gene Ontology annotation, cellular component: cytoplasm; mitochondrion. The record is from RefSeq and is a predicted model, not a curated record. Gene Ontology annotation, molecular function: protein binding; GTP binding.